CCAGCAGGCGCUCGGCUCUCGCCGCGCUCCGCCCCCUGCUCCUGGCUCCCGUACCCUGGACGGGCAACGCCGGGUAAUCCGAAGCGCGAGAAUUAAGGGGGUGGGAAGGUGUGAGCCACAAACCAGAGGAGGGCGGGAAGGAGGAGGAGGCCCCGGGGGUGGUCUGGGGGACAGGGGGUCCCGCUGGCAGAGGACCGACGGGCGGGCUGACUGACGGCGGCGGCCUCCGGUCCGGACGCGCGGAGCCGAGCGGGGCGGCGCGGCGAGCAGAGCCAUGGCCUCCGGUGCGUAUAACCCAUACAUAGAGAUAACUGAACAACCCAGGCAGAGGGGAAUGCGUUUUAGGUACAAAUGUGAAGGGCGAUCAGCAGGCAGCAUUCCAGGGGAGCACAGCACAGACAACAACCGAACAUACCCUUCUAUUCAGAUUAUGAACUAUUAUGGAAAAGGAAAAGUGAGAAUUACAUUAGUAACAAAGAAUGAGCCAUACAAACCUCAUCCUCAUGAUUUAGUAGGAAAAGACUGCAGAGAUGGCUACUAUGAAGCAGAAUUUGGACAAGAACGCAGACCUUUAUUUUUUCAAAACUUGGGUAUUCGAUGUGUAAAGAAAAAAGAAGUAAAAGAAGCUAUUAUUUCAAGAAUAAGGGCGGGAAUCAAUCCUUUCGAAGUCCCUGAACCACAGCUACUUGACACUGAAGAUUGUGACCUCAAUGUAGUAAGAUUAUGUUUUCAAGUUUUCCUCUAUGAUGAACAUGGUAAUUUGACAACUACUCUACCACCUGUUGUUUCUAACCCAAUUUAUGACAAUCGUGCUCCUAAUACUGCAGAAUUAAGGAUUUGUCGUGUAAACAAGAACUGUGGAAGUGUCAGAGGAGGAGAUGAAAUAUUUCUACUCUGUGACAAAGUUCAGAAAGAUGACAUAGAAGUUCGGUUUGCAUUGAAUGACUGGGAAGCAAAAGGUAUCUUUUCACAAGCUGAUGUGCACCGUCAAGUAGCCAUUGUUUUCAAGACUCCACCAUACUGCAAAGCUAUAACAGAGCCAGUAACAGUAAAAAUGCAGUUGCGGAGACCUUCUGACCAGGAAGUUAGUGAAUCUAUGGACUUUAGAUAUCUACCGGAUGAAAAAGAUGCUUAUGGCAACAAAGCAAAGAAACAAAAAACAACUUUACUUUUCCAGAAACUAUGGCAGGAUUGUGCAGUUAAUUUUCCUGAAAGACCUAGACCCGGUCCCUUAGGAUCAACUGGAGAAGGAAGAUUCAUCAAGAAAGAAUCAAAUUUGUUUUCUCCUGGUGCAGUUUUGACAGAAAUGUCCAGGCCUUCAGGAGUUUCAAGUCAAGCAGAACCCUACUAUUCCUCUUCUGUGUCCAUCUCAGGUACAUUGUCCCAUCAUGCUCCAGCCAUACCCUUGGGGGUACCUCAGACUUCGUCAAGCUGGUCUUCGGCAGCCCACCCCACCUCAUGCCCAGUCAGUGCAAAUCCACUGAGCAGUUUUUCAACAGGGACAUUUUCCUCUAAUUCACAGGGUAUCUCACCAUUUCUGGAAAUGCAUGUCGUGAGUGAUUUGAAUGCUUCUAAUGCUUGCAUUUUUAACAGUACUAAUGACAUAGGCAGAAUAGAAGCGUCUUCCAUGUCACCGGCUGCCUUAUAUGGUAUUUCUGAUGCCAACAUGCUGCCUAAUUGCCCUGUGAAUAUGCUAACAUCCAGUAAUGAUAGCAUGAGGGACACCGAUAAUUCGAGACUUAUGAGUGUGGAUCUUGAAAACCCCUCAUGUAAUUCAAUGUUAGACCCAAGUGACUUGAGACAGCUCCAUCAAAUGUCCUCUUCCAAUAUGGCAGCAAGCACCAGUUCCAGUACUACUGCUUUCAAUUCACAAUCAGAUGCAUUUGAAGGAUCUGACUUCAUUUGUGCAGGUAACGGCAUGAUGAAUGAGUCAGGACCGUCAAAUGGUACUAGUCCAAACAGUCAUGGUUUUGUUCAAAGCAGUCAGUAUUCAGGUAUUGACACUAUGCAGAAUGAGCAAUGGAACAACUUACCUGCAUUUGAAUUUUAAGUUAACUUGUAAUAUUUAAAUGGCGAUUCAAGAUUUAAAUCCUUUGAAAUGUUUGUAACCAUUUAUUACCUAUAUAGAUACAGCAUUUUAUAUUUCUCUGAGAAUUUACACAGGUUUUUUUUGUGGGGGAGGGGUGGGGUAGUUGAGCGGUGAUAGUCCAAAAACUUUAUCUGGGAGAACUGUAAAACCUUGAGUAUGUAGUGGAUUUCUCUACCAGGAAGUCUUGGCUCUGGAGCUCCUCAUUUAGCUGGCAGAGAGUUUGUCAGGAUAUAAUAAAUGACAAAUGCUCAGAGCUGAAGCCACCACUGAGAGGGAUGAACUCAUAUCCCAACUUCCAGAAGAGCUGGAAAAAGUCCAGUAUUUACAGAAGACAUUUGCUUCAAAAACAGAUAAAUGCACACAAACUGAACUUCUGGGCUGUGAUAACCUGUGGGACUCUACAUGCACCAAUUUAACCUAGUAUGUAUUUCAGCCUAGGUUAAAUCAUUGUUUGACCGUAGACGUGUAUAAUGAAUCUGUGACAUGUUAAAUAUUGAAAAAAUAUCAAUUUUUCCAUUGGGGAAAAAAACAACUUUGAAUAUGUAGAAUACAAAGUUGGAAACUGCUGGAAAAGGAUAAUUCCAAAGUAGAAAUUUAAAAGGGUUUUACAGUUUUUUUCCUUUGAAACAUGGGGCCAGACUAUGUGUGCGGUGGGGAUACUGUCUUUAGAUUCCCACCACAUUUCCCAGAACAGUGAAGAGAACAGUAGAGCACAGCUCUAGUUUUUACAAUUAUGUUUUUUAUAUUUCUUUUGUAAUGUAUUAUUGUAUUCUUAAAUGAAUUAACUGAUAUUUGCUUUUAAGCAAAUUUAAGGUAAAACCUGUAAUGGCUAUGUCAUUGGAAAAAUAAAUUCCUUAUUAUUUUUGAGACCUAUGGCCAAGGUGACCCCUAAGGGGUUUUCCGAGGCUUCCUGAAGUUUCUUAGAUUUAUAUGUAAAUCAGAAUUUCUUUAAAAUGCUAAAUUAAACAAUAUGCUUCAAGGUA
Messenger RNA from Pteropus alecto (black flying fox), 3072 nucleotides. It is a transcript of the gene REL, whose product is annotated as REL proto-oncogene, NF-kB subunit. The transcript is spliced from 10 exons. Gene Ontology annotation, biological process: canonical NF-kappaB signal transduction; innate immune response; regulation of transcription by RNA polymerase II. NCBI's taxonomy places the organism in Eukaryota, Metazoa, Chordata, Mammalia, Chiroptera, Pteropodidae. The coding region runs from base 275 to 2050 and encodes 591 amino acids. Gene Ontology annotation, cellular component: cytoplasm. Gene Ontology annotation, molecular function: RNA polymerase II cis-regulatory region sequence-specific DNA binding; DNA-binding transcription factor activity, RNA polymerase II-specific. The record is from RefSeq and is a predicted model, not a curated record.